AUGCUCCUUGCUAUCGCUCAGGAGGAACAGCUGCAGCUCACAGUCGCCCUCCUAGAGGAGAAGCUGCUAGCAGCCGAGAAGAGCAUUGUAGCUGUAGGUGCUGCUCGUGGCGCUCCUCGCACCCCCAUCUUUGAGGGGUGUUCUCCCUCUCCCCUCGCUCCCUCCUACGCUACUGCUGCUGCUGUUGACUUCCUUGGUGCUGAGUCUGCUGGCGCUGCUUCUGCUCCUGGUGGGAGGCGCCGCACCGGCAAGGGCAAGGGGGGCAAGGGUGGCGGGGGUGGCGCUGGGGGGGGAGGAGGUGGGGGAGGUGGGGGGGGAGGCGGUGCUGGAGGGAGCGGUGGCGGGAGUGCUGGUGGGAGUGGGGUCGGCAGCGGAGGCGGGGGCGGCGGAGGGAGCGGUGGCGGUGGUGGCGGCGGCGGCGGUGGCGGUGGCGGCGGUGGCGGUGGCGGCGGUGGCGGUCGGAGCGGAGGUAGUGGUGGCGGCGGAGGUCGGAGUGGAGGCACUGGCUCGGGCCAGAGCUCCCAGCAGCAGCAGCGUCCCCAGUCGACCCAGCAGCUUCGUGAGUGGCUUGCUCAGCGUGGGACGUCGGGGGGCAGUGGCCGCUGUUCCUAUGUCAUUCGCACAGGUGACCGCAAGGGACAGACGUGUGGGAGGUUCCACACCCCGUACCGCUGCUUCUCCCGCCUUGACGACGCUUGGCGUGAGGAGAUCGGCGAGGAUGUUGAGCGCCCCCGCUGGGCGGAGCUGAUGAGGGCUGGUGUUGAUAUCUUUGCUCUUGACUAUGAUGCUAUUAUUGCUGCCAUGUAUAGAGCCCGCUGCCCUAGGUACUAG
Molecule: messenger RNA, 831 nt
Organism: Closterium sp. Yama58-4
Lineage: Eukaryota; Viridiplantae; Streptophyta; Zygnematophyceae; Desmidiales; Closteriaceae
Source: the annotation of a GenBank genome assembly